AUGUCAAGCGUCGCCAGUAACCCCUCUGAUGCUACUAGCAUUGUUCCGAGCGGCAGUGUUCAAGUGCAGCUUAACUUUUAUGAACCGCCUGCAGAUGGCUCUCAACCAUUCCAGUAUGCCGGGGACCCACCAGAUGGUGUUCCAGCACUGAACUACGGACAACCAGCGCUUCCAGUUCAACUACAUGACAUACGCGGGCAUGAAAGCGACUAUACCCUCGACAAAGACGCUUUUCAAGCCCUCUCCAACGUGCUAUCGAAUAUAUCAUACGAAACAUUUCUCUCCGACGAAACUGUAAAAUGCAACUUCUACCCAGAAGUCGAACGGCUCCUACUCGCCCACAUCCCUGGCGCUCACCGGGUCAUUAUCUUCGACCACGUCAUCCGCAUGGAACACAAAGAGCAAGGGAGCACAGCCAGUAAACCCCUGCACACAGCGCAUGCAGAUCAGACGGCGCGAGCAGCCGCCGCCCGCGUACGACUAUGCAUCCCGGACACGGACGAAGCGGAGAGCUUGCUCCGUGGGCGCUACCGCAUCGUGAAUGUCUGGAAGCCACUGGAAGGACCGGUGCAGUCCUGUCCGCUAGCGUUUGCGAGUGGGUCUUCUGUUACGCCUGGGGAGUUGGUUCCUAUCGAGUUCCGGUUGCCACAUCGCACGGGCGAAAUCGUGGGGGUGGCAUUUAAUCCGAGCCAGAGGUGGAUGUACUGGUCUGGGAUGCAGACGAAUGAGUGUUUGCUGCUGAAGUGUAAUGAUUCCAAUGAAGACGUGGCAAUGCAGGUGCCUCAUUCUGCGUUUGAUGAUCCGAGGACUCCGGUGGGGGCGCCGGGAAGGGAGAGCAUUGAGAUUAGAGCUCUGGUGUUUGGGUAA
This is a messenger RNA of Aspergillus melleus, 867 nucleotides long. Its product is annotated as putative methyltransferase. Bases 1 to 867 code for a protein of 288 amino acids. NCBI's taxonomy places the organism in Eukaryota, Fungi, Ascomycota, Eurotiomycetes, Eurotiales, Aspergillaceae. The record is from RefSeq and is a predicted model, not a curated record. Gene Ontology annotation, molecular function: oxidoreductase activity. The transcript has a single exon.